Messenger RNA from Aureobasidium uvarum, 2154 nucleotides. The record is from the annotation of a GenBank genome assembly. NCBI's taxonomy places the organism in Eukaryota, Fungi, Ascomycota, Dothideomycetes, Dothideales, Saccotheciaceae.
AUGGCCCCAGGAAUCACAGACACCGUCAAGGAGGCCAUCACUGGCUCGCCUGCUGAGAACGCCAAAGUCCUCGCAAUGGAAGGCAACAUGAAGAACUACAUGGAUUCGAACAACAGAAUCACCACGGAUUAUGGCGUCAAGCAGACAAACACGGACGACUCACUCAGAGUCGCAAGCGCCGACAAGACCGGUCCUGUGUUGCUUGAAGACCACGCUGGCCGCGAGAAGAUACACCGUUUCGACCACGAACGCAUUCCAGAGAGAGUUGUUCACGCCAGAGGCGCUGGUGCCUUUGGUACUUUCAAGCUGUUCGAGAGUGCCUCAGACGUUUCUUCUGCUGGUGUCCUGACCGACACCUCGCGUACAACACCUGUCUUCAUCCGCUUUUCCACAGUUCUCGGGAGCAGGGGUAGUGCAGAUACUGUCAGAGACGUCCGUGGCUUCGCUGUGAAGUUCUACACUGAAGAGUUCGUGUUCCUCAAAAAGUCGACAUUCCCCGAUGUCAUCCACUCUGGCAAGCCCGAGCCUCACAACGAAAUUCCCCAAGCACAAACUGCGCACAACAACUUCUGGGAUUUCCAGUACCUUCAUUCCGAGGCAACUCACAUGUUCAUGUGGGCCAUGUCUGAUAGAGGUAUUCCUCGUUCAUACCGAACAAGGUUCGGUGUAAACACUUACAAACUGCUCAACGCCAAGGGAGAGUCUCACCUUGUCAAAUUCCACUUCACGCCUCAUCUUGGUGUGCACAGUUUCGUGUGGGAUGAAGCCCUGAAAUUGGCAGGUCAAGAUCCCGACUUCCAUCGUAAGGAUCUCUGGACUGCAAUCGAAGGUGGCCAGUACCCGAAAUGGGACUUUGGUAUCCAAACCAUUCCUGAAAGCGAGGCCGACAACUUCGACUUUGAUCCUCUCGAUGCCACCAAGAUCUGGCCCGAAGAAGAUUUCCCUGUGAGAUAUAUUGGAGAGCUUGAACUCAACCGCAAUCAGGUCGCCUUCUGUACUGGACAUGUUGUGCCUGGAAUUGGCUUCUCGGACGAUCCCUUGUUGCAAGGCCGCAACUUCUCCUACUCGGAUACACAGCUCACUCGUCUCGGCGUCAACUGGCAGGAGUUGCCUAUCAACAAGCCCAUGUGCCCUGUCAUGAAUCAAAACAGAGAUGGAGCCAUGCGUCACAGCAUCACCAAGGGAACUGUAAACUACUGGCCGAACCGUUUCGAAGCCACUAAACCUGCCACUGCUGAGGAAGGGGGUUACGUAGAUUACCCGCAAAAGGUUGCCGGCAUGAAGGCUCGCCUACGCAGCAAGAAGUUCUCCGAGCACUACAACCAAGCUCAGUUGUUCUACAACUCGAUGAGCGAACAUGAGAAGAUGCACAUCAUGAAUGCGCUUUCUUUCGAGCUCGAUCACUGCGACGACCCAGUUGUGUACAAGCGCAUGGUCGAGAGACUGUGCGAGAUUGAUCUCGAUCUCGCUCGUGGAGUUGCAGAAAUGGUUGGUGCUGACAUUCCUGAAGAGGCCCGCCGCGUCAACUCUGGAAAACGCUCCAAGAACCUCUCCCAGGAGGACUUCCCUGCCAAGAACUUGACAAUCUCAACGAGAAUGGUGGCCAUCCUAAUAGCAGACGGCUAUGAUUCAGUUUCUUACAAUGCCAUCAAGGCUGCCCUGGCUGCCCAAGGCGCUCUUCCGUUCACCAUUGCUCCCCGCCGUACUCCCAUCUACGCUGCUGGCGAGAGCAAGGACUCCGGAAAGGGACUUGUUCCUGAUCACAACUUGGAAGGCCAACGCAGUACCAUGUAUGAUGCCAUCUUCGUCCCUGGUGGAGCCGACAGUAUUGCCACCCUCCGUAAGAAUGGCCGUGCUCUGCACUACGUGAGAGAAGCCUUUGGCCACUUGAAGAGUAUUGGGGCCACUGGUGAGGCUGUUGCAUUCAUCAAGGAUGCUUGUCAGCUGCCUGGUGUGACUUUCUCUGAGGGCAAUGAUGUCGUCGACUCUUAUGGUGUCGUCACCGCCGCUCAGACUGAGGUUAACAGCUUCAAGGAGGCUGUAAACCUCAUCAAGGGCGCAAAGGACUUCACAACAGCUUUCUCAUACGCAAUCUCCCAGCACAAGAACUACCAGCGCGAGCUUGAUGGUUUGGCAAACAUGGUCGCCUACUAG